GGUGGUGGGCUCCCUCGAAAUUUGAUCCGGUUAAAUCACCCAUGCUGUUCUUCGAAAAGGGUCUGCCUUUGAUGCCUCCGAUACUGCCUGAUGCUGGUCUUGAUAUGGUCUGAAAGAACAUGGUAUCAUAUGUGGAAAAAAGAGCACGACCGGGGUUGAUCAAGUUUUUUCGUACCCAAUCCCCUCGACAUUUUGAAGGAGGUGAAUGCGACCAAGGCAGUUCAUGUAAACGCUUGGAGCCUUUGUCGCCUGAGCAGAUGGAGGAGUUAUUCUCUUUGAAAAAUAAUGGGACAAAUGUGGAGGCAUGCCUGGCGAACCAGCACCUGUACAAGGCACUCCCGAGGUCUGGUUUCCAUGUUCUGGACAUUACCCAUAUUAGUGAAUUCAGAGCAGAUGCCCACCCUUCUGCUGCUGGUGGAAAGAAACAUGAUGACUGCAUGCACUGGUGUUUAACAGGAAUUCCAGAUACUUGGAAUGACUUGUUCGUAGCUCACUUAAACGAUGUUAAGGAUCCAAAUUAAUAUAUAUUCUUUUUCAUCCCCAAA
This is a messenger RNA of Malania oleifera, 545 nucleotides long. Its product is annotated as protein trichome birefringence-like 13. NCBI's taxonomy places the organism in Eukaryota, Viridiplantae, Streptophyta, Magnoliopsida, Santalales, Ximeniaceae. Gene Ontology annotation, molecular function: O-acetyltransferase activity. The transcript has 3 exons. Gene Ontology annotation, cellular component: Golgi apparatus. The record is from RefSeq and is a predicted model, not a curated record. The coding region runs from base 120 to 521 and encodes 133 amino acids.